AUGCGGACACAAAUAUCCGUUCUCGUGUACAAAGGCGUGCCAGUAGACUUCUCCAAAUACCGACACACAGCGCUGCGCGCACUCUACUCCGACGGCCAAUAUGAUUGGCUUCAUGUUGUCGGCUCACAUCCUUUCUUUAAAUUCCAAAAAGACAGCGAGAACCCCAUGUCAGAGGAGCCGAUAGCUUGGAUUACUGUGUGUACUGCGCCGAAUUCUGUCACCAAGGCGAAGAUUAUUUCUGCAUGUGCUUGCACGUCGGUGCGCAACAGCAAUAGUGACCGAGACUGGAACUGUCAAAACUGGGUUGGAGAUGCUCUGACUGAGCUCGUUAAGAUCGGCUGUUUGACCAACGAAGAGCGUGCAGCAGCCAUUAGUAAAAUGGUGGAGACUAUUUUGGAGGCGGAGCUGGAAGAUGAUGGGAUGUUUUAG
Molecule: messenger RNA, 429 nt
Organism: Penicillium crustosum
Lineage: Eukaryota; Fungi; Ascomycota; Eurotiomycetes; Eurotiales; Aspergillaceae
Exons: 2
Coding region: 1-429 (142 amino acids)
Source: RefSeq, a predicted model, not a curated record